AUGGGAUAUGUAUGUGAACCAAAAAAGUCAAUUUCGUUAGCGCUUCACGCUAAGGCUAACGUUCAAAAGCGUGAAGGGUUGAAUCAUCAAGCACAACCCGUUAAAACUCAGUUUAACACCGAAAGAAAUCCACAGAAGAAUCCUGUUUCUUCGAAUGUAUUAAAGCAGAACAAUCAGAAACAGAAUAGCUUAAUUGACCGAGGAAAGUCAACCCCGAAAGCUUCGAGUUCUAACGUCGGUCCACAAGCAAGAAAGCCGGUUUCGCAGAAACUGAGCCAUAAAAAGGAACCUUAUUCCAGCCGAAAAAAAAAAUGUUCCAUAGAAGAUACUAAUCAUAAUACUAAUAAUAAUGUUAUUCGCGAUAGAAGUUAUAGAAGUAACAGUAGUGAUGUUGUUUCUUUCACUUUCACAGCUCCAAUUGCAUGCCCGGUGAUCUCUAACAACGGUUUUCCGCCCGAUAAUCAAAGUAAAAAUGCACCCGACUCGACCGGUAACGAUUCAAACUCAUCAUCUUUGACAUGUAAUGUUAUUGGAGCUGAUGCUUUAAGUGCUCUUUUGGAGCAAAAACUGAGGGAAUUAACCGAUAGUCCCGUUUCGGUUUCUCAAGAUUCUUUGUUAGCAACGAAAACCGACAAUGGAGAGGAUUCGAGUAACGGGUUUUCUUCAUACAAGCCGAAUGAUGAUUCAAGUUACGGGUUUUCUUCGAGUGAUUAUUUAGAACUUACGAAGAAGCAUCAGAAGCUCGAUCUGGAUUCGAGUUACGGGUUUUCUGCCAAUGAUCAUUCAGAACUCAUGAACAAGAAUCAUAAGCUCAAUUUGGGCCAAGAUCUAAUGAAUACAGAUGAUUUAGGUUACGGGUUUUCUGUUAACGAUCGUCAAGAACCAAUGUUUCAUGACUACGCGUAUCAGAAAUAUCUCUUUGGUAACUUUGGCAGACAACCGAGCCCGGAUUCGGUGCUCAAACCAUCUUUUAACACUGAAAGCUGUAACUCUUCAGACACUGUCGAUACAUGCAAGCAAGAUUCAGCUUCGGUUCUAGCCCGAGAGCUAACCGCUCCAAAAUUUUCAACAACCCCGAGCCCGAUGGAUGUCGAUACCGAUCUACUAGACUCGGCUUCUUCCAUCACAAUGGUUACCAAAUGGGAACCUGAGUACGUAACCGAAGUGCUUGCAAAUAUCGAAACAAUGUUUGUCGACUUCACCAUAGGCAAGACUCGAAACAUCGUGAACCCACGCGUGUUUGACCGGUUAGAGUUCGGUAGACCCAACGAAGAACCGACUAAGUUAAGACGUGAGCUUGUGUUCAAUACGUGAGUGAGUGUAUGGAGACACGGUGUAGGGUGUGGGCUAAAGGAUUAGCAACGGUUAGAAAACCGGAGCAGUUAGCUCAAGAAGUGUACCGAGAGAUUACAGGGUGGGAAGAUAUGAAAGAUAGUAUGGUUGAUGAGCUCGUUGAUAAGGAUAUGAGCGGUUGUAGAUACAAGAAUAUACAACUUCUAUAUGAUUUUUUUCAUCAUUUUAAGGUUUAAGGUUUGAGUUAUGUUUCCG
Messenger RNA from Helianthus annuus (common sunflower), 1548 nucleotides. RefSeq lists its product as uncharacterized. The coding region runs from base 1 to 1314 and encodes 437 amino acids. The record is from RefSeq and is a predicted model, not a curated record. The transcript has 5 exons. NCBI's taxonomy places the organism in Eukaryota, Viridiplantae, Streptophyta, Magnoliopsida, Asterales, Asteraceae.